Aureobasidium subglaciale EXF-2481 is the source of this 363-nucleotide messenger RNA. RefSeq lists its product as uncharacterized. Bases 1 to 363 code for a protein of 120 amino acids. NCBI's taxonomy places the organism in Eukaryota, Fungi, Ascomycota, Dothideomycetes, Dothideales, Saccotheciaceae. The transcript has 2 exons. The record is from RefSeq and is a predicted model, not a curated record.
AUGAAGUCAACACCACUAUCCCUCCUCUGCGCAACCCUCCUACUCGUUCUCCCUGCAUUCGCCCAGUUCCAGUUCUUCGACCAAAUGUUCAACCAAGGCGGUCAGCAACAGCAACAACCACAGAAUGCCGGCUCAGACUCUGCAUGGUACAAACAACAAUAUGAAGCUGUCCACUGCGACAAGUACCUCUGCCCCUCGACGCUAUCUUGCGUACACUUCCCGCACCACUGUCCAUGCGCUUUCCCUGAAAUAGAAGACAAGGUUGAGUUGGACGAUGGUAGUAUGGUAUGCGUGUCAAAGGGAGGCUACAAAGCGGGAGAAGCUGCCAGAAAGAUUCAGCUGGCCAGAAAGGGCUUGUUGUAG